AGUAUAUACAAGCUGAACCACCUACCAACAAGUCCCUGUCUAGCCUGGUUGUACAGUUGCUACAAUUUCAGGAAGAAGUUUUUGGCAAACAUGUCAGCAAUGCACCGCUCACUAAACUGCCGAUCAAAUGUUUCCUAGAUUUCAAAGCAGGAGGCUCCCUGUGCCACAUACUUGCAGCUGCCUACAAAUUCAAGAGUGACCAGGGAUGAAUCCAUCACGCAUGGACCGCAACGUGGAAAUGUUCAUGACCAUUGAGAAAUCCUUGGUGCAGAAUAAUUGCCUGUCUCGACCUAACAUUUUUCUGUGCCCAGAAAUUGAACCCAAACUGCUAGGGAAAUUAAAAGACAUUGUCAAGAGACACCAGGGAACGGUCACUGAGGAUAAGAACAAUGCCUCCCAUGUUGUGUAUCCUGUCCCAGGGAACCUGGAGGAAGAGGAAUGGGUACGGCCAGUCAUGAAGAGGGAUAAGCAGGUUCUUCUGCACUGGGGCUACUAUCCUGACAGUUACGACACGUGGAUCCCAGCCAGUGAAAUUGAAGCAUCUGUGGAAGAUGCUCCAACUCCUGAGAAACCUAGGAAGGUUCAUGCAAAGUGGAUCCUGGACACAGACACCUUCAAUGAAUGGAUGAAUGAGGAAGACUAUGAAGUAAAUGAUGACAAAAACCCUGUCUCCCGCCGAAAGAAGAUUUCAGCCAAGACACUGACGGAUGAGGUGAACAGCCCAGAUUCGGAUCGACGGGACAAGAAGGGGGGGAACUAUAAGAAGAGGAAGCGCUCCCCAUCCCCUUCACCGACCCCAGAAGCUAAGAAGAAGAAUGCUAAGAAAGGUCCCUCAACACCUUACACCAAGUCAAAGCGUGGCCACAGAGAAGAGGAGCAAGAAGACCUGACAAAGGACAUGGAUGAGCCCUCACCGGUCCCCAAUGUGGAAGAGGUGACAUUGCCCAAGACAGUCAAUACUAAGAAGGACUCGGAGUCGGCCCCAGUCAAAGGAGGCACCAUGACUGACCUGGAUGAACAAGAGGAUGAAAGCAUGGAGACCACGGGCAAGGAUGAGGAUGAGAACAGCACGGGGAACAAGGGGGAGCAGACCAAGAAUCCGGACCUGCAUGAGGACAACGUGACCGAACAGACCCAUCACAUCAUCAUCCCAAGCUAUGCUGCCUGGUUUGACUAUAAUAGUGUUCAUGCCAUAGAGCGGAGGGCUCUCCCUGAGUUCUUCAACGGCAAGAACAAGUCCAAGACUCCAGAAAUCUACCUGGCCUAUCGAAACUUCAUGAUCGACACUUACCGGCUGAACCCCCAAGAGUAUCUCACGUCCACUGCCUGCCGCAGGAACCUGGCGGGUGAUGUCUGUGCCAUCAUGAGAGUCCAUGCCUUCCUAGAACAGUGGGGUCUUAUUAACUACCAGGUGGAUGCUGAGAGUCGACCAACACCAAUGGGGCCUCCGCCCACCUCGCACUUCCACGUCUUGGCUGACACACCGUCUGGGCUGGUGCCUCUGCAGCCCAAGACCCCGCAGGGCCGCCAGGUUGAUGCUGAUACCAAGGCUGGGCGAAAGGGCAAAGAGCUGGAUGACUUGGUGCCAGAGACGGCUAAGGGCAAGCCAGAGCUGCAGACCUCUGCUUCCCAGCAAAUGCUCAACUUCCCUGAUAAAGGCAAGGAGAAACCGACAGACAUGCAGAACUUUGGGCUGCGCACGGACAUGUACACAAAGAAGAACGUCCCCUCCAAGAGCAAAGCUGCGGCCAGUGCCACUCGAGAGUGGACAGAACAGGAGACCCUGCUACUCCUGGAGGCACUGGAAAUGUACAAAGAUGACUGGAACAAAGUAUCAGAGCACGUGGGAAGCCGCACACAGGACGAAUGCAUCUUGCAUUUUCUUCGGCUUCCCAUUGAAGACCCGUACCUGGAGGACUCAGAGGCCUCCCUGGGCCCCCUGGCCUACCAGCCCAUCCCCUUCAGCCAGUCAGGCAACCCUGUGAUGAGCACCGUUGCCUUCCUGGCCUCUGUCGUCGACCCUCGAGUGGCCUCUGCUGCUGCGAAGUCAGCCCUAGAAGAGUUCUCCAAAAUGAAGGAAGAGGUACCCACAGCCUUGGUGGAGGCCCACGUUCGGAAAGUGGAAGAAGCAGCCAAAGUGACAGGCAAAGCAGACCCGGCCUUUGGUCUGGAAAGCAGUGGCAUUGCAGGAACCACCUCUGAAGAGCCUGAGCGGAUUGAGGAGAGCGGGACUGACGAGGCGCGGGCGGAGGGCCAGGCCACAGAGGAGAAGAAGGAGCCCAAGGAACCACGAGAAGGAGUUGGGGCUCUAGAGGAAGAAGCAAAGGAGAAGACCAGCGAGGCGCCCAAGAAGGAUGACGAGAAAGGGAAAGACGGCGACAGCGAGAAGGAGUCAGAAAAGAGUGACGGGGACCCGAUAGUUGAUCCUGAGAAGGAGAAGGAGCCCAAGGAAGGGCAGGAGGAAGUGCUGAAGGAAGUGGUGGAGUCGGAGGGGGAAAGGAAGACGAAGGUGGAGCGUGACAUCGGCGAGGGCAACCUCUCCACCGCUGCGGCCGCUGCCCUGGCUGCCGCUGCCGUGAAGGCCAAGCACUUGGCUGCUGUUGAGGAGAGGAAGAUCAAAUCUCUGGUGGCCCUGCUGGUGGAGACCCAGAUGAAAAAGUUGGAAAUCAAACUCCGGCACUUUGAGGAGCUAGAGACGAUCAUGGACCGGGAGCGAGAAGCACUGGAGUAUCAGAGGCAGCAGCUCCUGGCUGACAGACAAGCCUUCCACAUGGAGCAGCUGAAGUACGCGGAGAUGAGGGCCCGGCAGCAGCACUUCCAGCAAAUGCACCAACAGCAGCAGCCGCCCCCGCAAGCCCUGCCCCCGGGCUCCCAGCCUGUCCCACCUGCGGGCGCUGCUGGGCCACCUGCUGUCCACGGCUUGGCUCUGGCUCCAGCCUCCAUGGCCCCUGCCUCUGCGGGCAGUGGGGCCCCUCCCGGAAGCUUGGGCCCCUCUGAACAGAUUGGGCAGGCCGGGUCAACUGCAGUGCCACAGCAGCAACAAGCAGCUGGAGCCCCCCAGCCUGGGGCAGUCCCACCAGGGGUACCCCCCCCUGGACCCCACGGCCCCUCACCGUUCCCCAACCAACAAACUCCUCCCUCAGUGAUGCCAGGGGCAGUGCCAGGCAGCGGGCACCCAGGCGUGGCGGACCCAGGCACCCCCCUGCCUCCAGACCCCACGGCCCCGAGUCCAGGCACAGUCACCCCUGUGCCGCCCACACAGUGAGGAGCCAGCCAGACAUCUCUCUCCCUCACCCCCCAUGGAUAUCAAGGUUCCAGGAACAGCCCUCUCCCCACCACUGGGACCCUUCCCCAGCCUGGAGAGUUCAUCACUACGUAAGGAAAGCUCCUCCUGCCCCUCCAAAGCCCCCACCAUGCCUGUCAGAGGCAUGCACUUUUAUAUUGGAUUAUUCAAGGACUUCUGUUGAAAAGAUGUUUCUAAUGUCUGGGAGAGAAGAUAGGAUGGGGAUACUGCCCUCAAAGGAAGGGCUGGGGGAAGUGUUUAUACAAGGUUCUAAUUAACCGCUUCUAAGGGUACAUCCCCUCAAAACUAUUGCAUUUUUUAUGGAUU
Lipotes vexillifer (Yangtze River dolphin) is the source of this 3610-nucleotide messenger RNA. RefSeq names its product SWI/SNF related BAF chromatin remodeling complex subunit C2 (gene SMARCC2). Gene Ontology annotation, molecular function: protein binding. The record is from RefSeq and is a predicted model, not a curated record. The transcript has 28 exons. Gene Ontology annotation, biological process: cell projection morphogenesis. Gene Ontology annotation, cellular component: synapse. Lineage: Eukaryota; Metazoa; Chordata; Mammalia; Artiodactyla; Lipotidae. Bases 206 to 3265 code for a protein of 1019 amino acids.